AUGAAUCGCCGACGGCACCACGACUUACCUGCUCUCUCCAUGUCGGCCUAUGCUGCAGAGGCCGGUGGCCUUCCCACACCUACCUCGGCCACCUCUUCUGUCUCGCGAAUACCCAUAAUUUUCCGCCGCUUGCACCGUUUCCAGCAAAUGGACUUUGAGCUUGCAGCAUGGCAAUUAACUUAUUUAUGCAUCGCUCCUCGUCGGGUUUACAGAAAUGUUUAUUUCCACAAACAAACCAAAAACACUUGGGCACGCGACGACCCAGCCAUUCUUGUCCUCCUUUCCGCGUGCUUAGGCGUGUCUGCUAUUGCCUGGUCGCUGGUAUACUCGCUAGGCAUAUUUGAGGCUCUACAACUUGCAAUCCUGAUGGUUCUACGCGACUUUCUGCUGUCUGGGAUAAUAAUAUCGACCAUUUUAUGGCAAAUAUCGCGAACAUUCCUUCUACCACCCGUACCAGUUGCACCUGCUCCGUCACUUCAUGGUGCCCGCUAUCCAUCUCCUGUUCCACGACAUGAGACUGUCGAGUGGGGAUACACAUUCGAUGUUCACACAAACGCGUUCUUCCCUCUUUACCUUACUCUCUACCUUGCGCAGCUGUUUCUUCUCCCAGUGAUCCGCAGGGACAACUGGGUUUGUCUUUGGGUUGGAAACACGCUCUAUCUAGCUGGGUUCGCGCAAUAUAUCUACGGCACGUACUUGGGUCUAUCUGCACUCCCAUUUCUUGCACGCACCACUCUCCUUCUUGCACCUCUCCUCCCACUGGGAGCAGCAUAUGUGGUCUCGCUUCUAGGGUUCAAUGUCGCUCGAUGGGUCCUUACUGUGUAUUUUGGUGCUUAA
Mycena indigotica is the source of this 837-nucleotide messenger RNA. RefSeq lists its product as uncharacterized. The record is from RefSeq and is a predicted model, not a curated record. Lineage: Eukaryota; Fungi; Basidiomycota; Agaricomycetes; Agaricales; Mycenaceae. The transcript has 6 exons. Gene Ontology annotation, cellular component: Golgi membrane. The coding region runs from base 1 to 837 and encodes 278 amino acids.